Molecule: messenger RNA, 1875 nt
Organism: Miscanthus lutarioriparius
Lineage: Eukaryota; Viridiplantae; Streptophyta; Magnoliopsida; Poales; Poaceae
Source: the annotation of a GenBank genome assembly
AUGGGCAAUGGCAUCACCAAGAACCCAUGCUUCUCCGGCGACCCGUUCGCCGCCGCCGUCGCGUCGGACCCGCUCCCGGACGACAGCCAUGGUCACUCCUUCACCUACGUGCCAUCGGGCGCCGCCUUCGACCAGCCCCCGGCGGCUGCCGCGACGUCGUCGGAGUCGUCAUUCUUCUCUCUGUCCGGCGCCGCCAUCAGCGCCAACCCGGAGACGUCGGCAUCGAUGCCGUCGUUCCGCGCGUUGAACGAGAUGACGUGGCCGCAGUCGACCGCGUGCACGUUCGAGAGCUCGCGGUCCUUCGCCGCCGUUCCUCUCCAGGCGGCGCCGCCCAGGCUUUCCAUGUCCGGGCCGGUCCAGUUCACGUCCGGCCGGUUCUUCGAGACAUCCGGCUCCGCGUCCACCAUCUCCGGCCCGCCCUCGGACUCACCAUUCAUGUCAGGUCCACUUGACCGCUCCUCGUCCACCUCCUCGUCCGUGGCCGUGGGGCUCCAACCGAGCGUUUCUCAGCUCAUCGCUGAGCGCCGCGCCGCGCGCUCCCGCCUCCGUGACGAGCGAUCCCUGCUACGGUUCUUCGUGAGGACCGCCUCCAAACUCCGGCUCGGGUCGCCGCGCUAUGGCCGCCGGCCACAGGAACCUGCUGAGCCGACAAAGGUCUCCUUCAGCGAUGGGGACUACCGCUCGUCGCCGAACGGCGAUGUGGAGUGGGCUCAGGGCAUGGCCGGCGAGGACCGGUUCCACGUCGCGGUGUCCGAGGAGCACGGCUGGGUGUUCGUCGGAAUCUACGACGGUUUCAACGGCCCCGACGCGACCGAUUACCUCUUUGCCAACCUCUACGUCGCCGUGCACAGCGAGCUCAAAGGCGUGCUCUGGGACGACAUCCAAGCCGGCGACGGCGCCAGUUGCGGUCAGCAAGAAGCGGCCGCAGGCAAUGCCGAACGCCUCUGUCUUGCUGAGGCCGACGGCGACAGCGCGGAGGCUAAGCGCAGACGGACGGAAGUGCCUAUGCCAGGCAACAACGCCACGCCGGUGCACCGCGACGUCCUGAGGGCGCUGGCGCGGGCACUGAAGAAGACGGAGGAGGCGUUCUUCGCGGCGGUGGAGGAACGCGCGGCCGAGAGCCCGGAGCUGGGGCUGAUGGGCUCCUGCGUGCUGGUCAUGGUGAUGAAGGGAACUGACGUUUACGUCAUGAACGUCGGGGACAGCCGCGCCGUGCUGGCGCGGAGACCGGAGCCCGACCUGAAGAACGUCCUCGGCAAGGCAUCGCAGGACCUGCAGCAGUUCAAGGCCGAGAUCAUGCGCGAGCUGGAGGCGCACGACAUGGACGGCCUGCAGGCCGUGCAGCUCACCGCAGAGCACAGCACCGCGGUCCAGGAGGAGGUGAUGAGGAUCAAGGGCCAGCAUCUGAAUGAUCGGCACGCCAUAGUCAAUGGCCGGGUCAAGGGGAAGAUCAACGUCACCAGAGCGUUUGGGGUCGCCUACCUGAAGCAGCCCAAGUGGAACAACAGGCUUCUGGAAGCCUUUAGGAUCAACUACGUGGGCACGGACCCGUACGUGACCUGCGCGCCGUCGCUGUGCCACCACCGCAUCGUCGGCGCGCAGGACAAGUUCCUGGUGCUGUCCUCCGACGGGCUCUACCAAUUCUUCACCAACAAGGAGGUGGUGGACCAGGUGGAGGCGUUCACCGCCGCGGAGCCCGACGGCGACCCCGCGCAGCACCUCGUCGGGGAGCUCGUGCACCGCGCCGCGAGGAAGGCCGGCAUGGAGUCACGCCAGCUGCUGGACAUCCCGCGCGGCGCGAGGAGGCACUACCAUGACGAUGUCUCCAUCAUCGUCAUCUCGUUCGAGGGACGGAUCUGGAGGUCGUCUGUCUAG